AUGCAUAAAGUACAGGGUUUAAUAUUGAACAAGGUCGUAGUUAAUUGCGAUGGGUUCGAUGCAAAUUUGGUAUACAUUGCUCUAUCACGUGUUGGUGAAAUGUCUAAUUUACAUGUCGAACAAUUUGAUUGGGGAUUAAAAGGGCGUAUCAAACAAACUCCUUCACGCGAAUUAUCAAAUCAUUCUAUGUAUCAUUAUGAUUACUCUAAAUUAGCUGGACGUAUAAUUACCAAAUACUUACAACUAAUGAUCAAAUCAAAAUUUAGUGAUUUUAUUGAAUCGGUUAAGGAGAAGAUUGACAAGAAAAUAUAUGUGUUUAUUUCAAACGAAAAGUGUUGGUUGAAUGAAAUACCAGAUUUAUCGAAAGAUUUCGAAUACGAUUAUCAUGCGAUAUCUCAAUUUAGAACAACCUAUCUUAAAAAGAUAAAUCAAAUAGUGGUUGAAUUACCACAAUAUCUGUUCCUUCGAUCGGCCAUUGUAAUAGUAUAUGAUUCCAAAUACUAUGCUUUAAAAGGCGGUGAGAAGGAAAUCGCUUCUAUAAAUAAUUUUUAUAAUGAUUACAAUGAUGGAAGUGAAUUAUAUUGUUUAUUAGAAAAAACACGAAAUGACAUUAAAGAAAUUUAUUAUUAUCUAUCAGAGCGUAAAAUAAUUUAUGCCACACCCACAUUGAUCAAUGCAUGUUAUAAUAAUAUGCAAUUAAUGAGUUGUUUUCUAUAUCAGUUCAAAAAGAAGUUGAUAUCGCCUGAUGGAAGUAUAGAUUUCGAUACACUUUACAGUUUAUUUUCUGAUAUUCAAAAGAUCAUUGGUGUGCAUGGAGGUGUAUCAAUUUUGCUAAACCCAAUUGUUAAAGCGAAUCAAAAUAUAUUUAUUUCCUAUCUUAAAAUGCUUAGUGAAACUGUUAAAACAACACUUGAAAAUAAUAGGCAGGGAUUGAUUUCAGUUUACAUAUCAGUUUGGCAUUCAAAUAUCCAUGAUUUUCUAACGAUUAAAAAUGAAAGGGCUUCCAAUGAAAAAUAUGUUCAUAGACUAACUACAGGUAUAAUGGAGAAUGGCUAUGAUUUAUCAGUCGUAUUUGGUAAAGAAUUUGAAAAGCUAUAUUUAGAAUAUGAGGAAAAAAAACUUUACCUAGAGCAGAUAUCAGCAUUUGAUCUGAUGACUAAAAUUAGUAUCGCAAAUUUUAGUACUGGAGGACCAUAUGUUAUUUUUAGAGAUGUG
Messenger RNA from Racocetra persica, 1215 nucleotides. NCBI's taxonomy places the organism in Eukaryota, Fungi, Glomeromycota, Glomeromycetes, Diversisporales, Gigasporaceae. The record is from the annotation of a GenBank genome assembly.